Molecule: messenger RNA, 8815 nt
Organism: Anguilla anguilla (European eel)
Lineage: Eukaryota; Metazoa; Chordata; Actinopteri; Anguilliformes; Anguillidae
Gene: znf385c
Product: zinc finger protein 385C
Exons: 10
Coding region: 323-2041 (572 amino acids)
Cellular component (GO): nucleus
Molecular function (GO): zinc ion binding; nucleic acid binding
Source: RefSeq, a predicted model, not a curated record
AAUUAAGAUAGGCCUGGAGAGUGCACUACCACUUCGUAUAUGUCGGAUGAUUUUAAAACAGGGUACCAUCCAAGCAAAACAAUGAAGCUCUGACGCGUAAACCUUUUUUAUUUUAAGGAACUGUAAACGCGAGCGUCAAGGAAUGGAACUGUUCUCUGCCCUACACUAGCCUAUGCGAUCGCUUUCCUGAUGUCGGUAGAGAUCCCUUCAGUUGCGCAUUACCGUGGAAAAGGGGGUAGCGCGCGUGAUCGGCAGGAUUUCGAAAGCGCGAGCCCGGCGCUCAGCUGUAGCAGUUCAGUUCUGUCACACGGCUGCGAAAGAAAUGUUGGGUACAGACGACCACGGAGAAAUUCAGAAACGAAUCGGGACAGGGAUGAAGCGGCCAUUCAGCCCCUCCCCUUUGCUGGAGAAUGGACAGUCCCUGGAGACUGAGCCCCGUGGCAACAGCUCAGAGGGCCAAUCGGGUGUCCCAGAGCACAGGCCCAAGAGGGAGAAGAAGCAUAAGACAUACACGUUGUGCGAGGUGUGUAAUAUCCAGCUGAACUCUGCGGCCCAGGCACAAAUCCACUACAACGGCAAGUCCCAUCAGAAGAGGCUCAAGCAGAUCAGCAAUGGCAAACCCAGUAGCAGCACAGGUUCCCCUGCCCAGAGCAGCCCCCUCCUUGCCUCCCUACCUGUCCCAGGACGUCCCCUACAACCGCAACUGGACCUAAAGCACUUCUUGCCUUUCCGUCUCAAUGGCUCGUCCCCCCUCAGCCUCUUCCCCAACUUCAACACGAUGGACCCAGUCCAGAAGGCGGUGAUCAACCACACCUUUGGCGUUCCCCAGCCCCUCAAGAAGAAGCAGAUCAUCUCCUGCAAUAUCUGCCACCUUCGCUUCAACUCCACAAACCAGGCGGAGGCCCACUACAAGGGCCACAAGCACGCCCGCAAACUGAAGGCCAUGGAGGCGCAGAAGAACAAGCAGCGGUGUCAGGGCGCGGCGGGCGCGGCGGGGAGGGACAGGGAGCGGGAGCGAGAGCGGGAGAGAGAGAAGGCGGCGGUGACGGAGGCCCUGCCCGCUCUGAUGGACAGCAGUCUGAUGGAGGGAACGAGCCUGCACUCAGAGCCAGAGGGGAAGGUGAAGGUGGAGGAGUCCCCAGGGAGCUCGGUCAUGUUGACCCCUGUGUCUGAGACUUCGACCUUGGAGCUGGCGGCCCUGUCAUCCCCUCAGGUGUCCCCGGCUUCGGAGGUUUCAGAGAGCACGUCAGAGACCAGCGCUGCGGAGAACCCCGGCCCGCCCUCCGAGCCCGGCAGCCAGGAGCCCGCCAAGAGUGAGGGGGAGCCUCGCGCAGAGGGCGACAAGGACCCCAAAAAGAGCAAGCAGCACCUCCACUGUCCCGUGUGCAAAGUCACUGUCAACUCCACGUCCCAGCUGGAAGCCCACAACAGCGGGUCCAAACAUAAGCUGAUGCUGGAAGGCCAGAGUGUGCAGCCGCGGCGACGGAGCAAGGUGGUGUCCUCCCGCGCCGCCUCCAAGACCAAGCGCCUCGGGAGCAAGGGCAGCAUGCCCGUCGCCAGCAAGGCCUUCCACUGCGAGGUGUGCGAGAUCUACGUCAACUCCGAGACGCAGCUCAAGCAGCACAUGAACAGUCGGAGACACAAGGACCGGCUGGCUGGCAAACCCCCCAAGCCCAAAUUCAGCCCAUACAACAAGAGCCAACAGAACUCUGUCUUAGCGAGCGUGAGAUGGAGUGGGUAUGCUGGCGGGGCUGUCUCCGCCAUGAAGAAAGUGUUCAACCACAGCAACCUCACCGCUCUUUCCCCUCAGACCAAACUGGCCCUUCAGAAGCAGCUGACCAAGAGCCUGGCAGCGAGUUUCCUACCCGGCCCGCUGAACCACGCCACCCUUUGCACCAUGGCCGCCAACCCCCUGGCCCUCCGCCACCCAGCGGGUACCGCCACACUCAUCCAGACACCUUUACUGAGCCCCGCUCUCUUCAGGGCCGCCCCGGGGCCCCUGAGGGCCACGCACACGCCCAUUAUCUUCUCCCCUUACUAGGCUCCACGACUGUGACCUCUCCCACACAGAGCCAAGCGGAACUAUGCAGUCAGGGAGCAAACGCGCCUAGUCGAUCCCACGGGCAUCAGCCAUUAAAAACAAGAUUUGGAGAAGAGACAGCAGAACGCGAAGUCUCGCAACUGUUCUUUCUGCUGUUUCUUUCCUGAAGACAGCCGGACGGACCCGCCGCGCUUUUGUAAACGGACAUAACAGAAGUCGCGGAAAGGCAUUAGGUCAAGUUUAUUUGUUUGUGUUAUUUAUUAGACAAUGAUAGUGAGGUAAGCCUAUAUCUGUGUGUGACGUGACUGCCACCAACAAGAUCCCUUUACUUGAUGCUUCUUAGAUAUUUUUUACCUGGUAGAGCAGGCGCUUUCUGUCUCCUGGCCACCCAGUGCUGACUGAGCCCACUCGGCAGCAGAGCCAGUGGGCCGGAGGUGGGUCAGGUGACAUUGAUGGCUGUGCCUCCACCCCUGCAUCUAAAGGGGGUGGGAACAGCGACUCGGAUCUGUAGGGGCUACACGAGGCUUCCACUCUACAGGACCUGCUCUGAACCCGUCAGGCAGCCCACACAGGCAAAUGCUUGCGGCAAACCUGUCCAUGCAAUGCAUUGUGGGGGUUUUACCCUCGAAGGGGUGAGCUUACUUCUCAUCAGCACAUUUCUGUGAGAACAAACCUGGAGGAAUCCAGUCUUAGACAAUCUGCCUCUUUGACUUUGGCGAGAGUAAGGUGUAAAUUUCAGGGGCUUGGGGGAGGUGGAUGGGGUGAUGUCCAUCCCGUAGCCAUAGCCUGAUGCGCACUCAGCACGUCUGACAGUGGGAGCCUCAGGCUGAUUAGGAACAUGGGUUAUUCCACAGCAAAUAACCUCCUGAUUGCAACGCCCCAAAAACACGCUAUAGAGCCUUGGGUUACUGAGUCAGUAGACCCAGUUCUUUUUCAUAUCUUAUUAGAGAGGAGUGAGUCAUAGUACCAAAUGGCAUGUACAUAAUAAACUCUGAGUAAUAUUUUAAAUGAAAUAAUCAUAAACCGCUCAUGAGAGUCUUAAAAAAGGUCAUAAUACCCAGCUGCUAUAACUCCUAGUUUAAACUUUUUUAUAUACUUCAUGCAUUUUGGUUUUAUUGUGCCAUAUCAAGCAAUAUUAAAGUUAAUGUGUCACUUGCUGGACUUGAUACUGUAAGCAACUAACAAAACAUGUUGACAAUACAUAUCCUCACAGAUAAUCUGUCUCAUUACAUUCUAACCAAAUAUUGUACAUUUCAAGCCCCCCAAAACAUUUUCUUGAUGGUAGCAUGUGAGGUGUAUCCUUCACGCAGGCAAAUGCUUGAGAUGAGCAGAAGCAGCAGCCAAUAGGAUUUUGAAAUGGCAUAAAGGGAUAAAAUGGAUUGAUCUAUUGGGUUUGAGGCGCAUCACUUAGUCUUUUUCUGCUGUGCAUUGGAGGGGAGCGGCUAGCAGCCAUUUUCAAUGUCUCCUCUUUGUUCUGCCAUCUGCGGGAGAUUGUCAGGGCUGUUUAUGGGCAGGGAGACAAAGCAUGAAGCGGGCGGCGUAACCGCAAGCCGUCGGCACGCCUUUCCUGAGCUCCCGCCACCAGAAUCUUCGGUGAGCUAACGCAGCAUGGAGCACCGCAUUGCUUUUAGCACGUACUGUAAUGAUGCUAACGGCUUAAUGAGGAACUGCUACACACAUCACAGGAGGAGUUCAUCAUCUGCAGCUUUCUAAAUCUGCCCUAAUGUGUAACGCACAGGGAACACUUUAUGUUCAAUAAAUAUGCUCCUGUUAAGUUUGGAAGCAUCUGAAUGACAUUAGAUUUAAUUUUUUAACAAGAAGCAUCAAUUCAUAAGGAAUCCAAUUUGAAUAAUACCAGCAGUUGCUUUUAGAACUUCCCCUUCUACUUUUAGAACUCCCCCCCCCCCCCUUUACAGUAGGGGAGUAACACUAACACCAGGGUUGUCACACACAGCAACUUGAAUCUUAAAUCCUGCAUUAUAUUCUCAAAGCAAUAAAUUUAAGUGGUGUAACUUUGGUUGGGGCUUUUCAGGAGAACAGAAAUCAGAAACAAGGUUCUUGGGUUGAAUAGCCAAUGGUGGGUGAGGUGUGGAUAGCCCAUGUUUCUGAGGCCCUCAGGGAACCGUGACGGCGCUGCUUACAUCAUCGGGGCCAAAGGCAGGAAGAAGGGGAGAAAAGGAGACCUAUGCACACCAUCACUCCCUCUUUUUCUUCUGCACCGGAAAACCUGGUUUGAAAGACAACAAAUAUUUAGAAUCAUAUAUGGUUAGUGCCUGCUGGUGGGCCAUAGAGAACCAUACCUUCACCACAGAGGAAAGACUACUUUAAACUGGAUUGAUUCAUAAUUGGUCGCAGUUAUUUGGAAUUAUCUUUUCAUACAAUGUAACCUUGUUGUUUAUGCCAUACAUUUUGUCAGGACAUGUUUGUUAUUGUCUUAUAGUCGAUCUAAUCCUCUCGUAAAGGUGUGUCAGUUGGGCCAAGUGGUCUCCAGUGCUACUGCAGUCAGAAAAGGCUGUAAAUUACUGUAGGGCCAACAGAAAGUAACAUCACACACUUUACACGGCAGUGCUAAUGCUCCUGCUCUGUUUGUCAUUUAAAUCGACCAAAAUGGCAAAACCCUGAGCAUCAUUCCCUCUCUCUCUCUCCCUCUCUGCCACCUGUCUUGUUCGGUCUCAUUUGUGGAAAUACAGCAGCGCCAUCUACAGUUCACAUCCUGACUUCCUGCCGAUUCAAAUGAAACUGCUCUGCUGUCCUUGUUUUUGUCAACAGCAGGUCUUUGGGAAUACAAAGCCAGUUUUCAUGCCAUAGAAAUCCAGUUAUCUUAAGUCCCUGAUCAUUGAACCAGCCUGUUGUUUUGUUGUUACAUUUUUAAAGGGAAGUCUCCAAAAUUGUUGAUUUUUAUCAAAACUGUAAAAAAAUGCAUAUAUAUUAAAUAGAUAGAUAUAAUAGAGUAAAUAGAGAGAUUUUAUCAAUUAUUAUCAUUAUCAUUAUUGUUAUUAUCGAACUGAAAUUUAUCUGAGGGAAUUGUAGAUUCCAUUGAUGUAUAUACAGUCCAAAUGUGCUUAAGAAAGGUGGGAAAAGAGUACUGUGCUUUUUCUCAUGUUUUUUCUUCUGUUUUAUUCCUUUUUAAAACUCAAAAGUAACAAAUGCUGACUAUAUUUGGGUGUUUUUUUUAUUUCUAUAAAAUAAUUAGAAUAAAUGUGUUCAAAAAACAAAAGAGAGUCAUGGAAAACGACAUAUAAAGGGCCUUUCUGAGACUUGCAUCAUUGUAGGCAAGGCAGCCUACAGUUACAGAUUAGUCUUUGGCCUUCUCAGGUCUCCAGAUCUCAAUGAAAUGUACAGCUCAGUUUUUUGGUGUUAACUCCAUCCUGCCCAGCUGGCAGUAUUGAUUCUGGUUUCAAUAAGUCUCUCAUCCUCUCACAGCAACUUGAAGUCAUUUUGUCAUUUUGCUUGGCUUGAUUCUUUUUGAUGAUCAGCAUCUAUCAGUUGGAGGUCAGAUUGUUCCACACAACAAACGUCUGCCAUAGUUCUCUGCAACAGAUAACAUAAAAUAUUUAGAUGUCUUGUGUGGAAGAAACUGUUUUUUCAGGUGUACUUUUUUCUCUUUUGUAAAUGAGUUUUUCUUUGAAAUUUCUCCCAUUCACUGUCACCUUACUUUGUCAAUCAUCUGUAAUACACUGUGGUCGUCUCUUGAGGGUGGUGAGUUGAAACUAAAGGAGGAAUAUCAUUGCAGACCCUCCACGGGUUUAUUUUAGCACUCUGAGAAGAAAGGGGACAAGUGAAAAGAAAGCUUCAAAUGUCUUGUGUUAGGUAUAGCAGGUACUGUAUGUUUUCCAAAGAAAGGAACUGCAGUGGAAGUUUUGACAUUGCAACAUAGAUUCUUUUUUUUCAGACAAAUAAUGCAUCUGACACAUCAUUUUCGUUUGUCCCAUUGAAUUGUGUGGGAAGUACUUUGGAAUGGUUUGAGUACACUGCUAAGAGUAAGUAACCUUUGAGGACAAUAUUAUGAGGACAUGAUUAUUGAGCAAUAACAGUGUGAUUUAAUGGCCACUGCUAAAAAAAAAGGCAUUAAAAUUGGGGCAGCAGAUCUUUGCUGAACUUGAAAACUUCCUCUGUGAGCAAUAUGAAAAUGAAGUAUGGAAUUGGCCUAUUAUAAAUCUUCAUCCAUGUUAUCUGUGAGACUGGUGUUAAUUGACGAUUUUAGCGUGGAAAAGCUCGAGGCAAUCAGAUGGCUACAUUGUCUCUAGACCCUUUUGGCAAAGAGAUGGGAGGAUAAGGGGAAGAGGCAUGAAUCGGAAGAAACCAAGGUGGCUGAGGGCUGAAUGUGGCUAGGCUCCGAUGUGCUGGAGAUUUUCAAACAGGCCCUCUUUCCUUUAGCCCACAGCUCCACCCCUCCUCUCACCAUGGUUUAUCACUUCACACACCUUUAUUACACUUGUUCCAACACUCGUUCUCUCUGGGUGCAGAGAAGAAAGCAUUACCUCCUCAAAAAUAUUUAGACUUCUGCACUGACAGGAAAGAUGAUGUGCUCUUUGUCGGUGAUGUCAAAACAGGAGUGUGGAGGAAUAAUCUUCACUCAAAAGGCCACGAUGACACUCAAAGGAAUGAAAGGAGAGCAGCCUUCAUACCUGCAAUGGGGUGCAAUUUUGUUAUCGAUUCUGUAGGCAUGGAUUUGCCUCAACAGCUCAAAAUAUCAGUGAGAACUGCGUUGACAUCCCUGUACAAUGCACACCUAGCCAAUUCCGUACAGUGCACAAUACAUCCAACGCAUUUUGAUUGAUAAGCUUGCAAUCUUCUGAAGAAUGAUUUCUUUGAAUACUGCUUCAAAUGCCAGAUUCCUAAUAAUAGAGAAUUAUAAAUGAGAAUUAUUUUUUUUUGCUUAGCUAAUGUAUGAUAUAUCAAACAAUGAUUCAGAUGUUGAUUUUGAGUCGUUCAGUCAUGUGAUUAAGUAUUUAAUUUGUAUUACACCCAAGAAGUAUAAUCUACGGUAGAAUAUGAGCACAAAUGAACAUUAAUACUGAAUUUCAUCUCUGAUGUGGCAGAGAACAGCUUUGUCCUGAACACGAGGUAUGAUGUUUUGACUAGAAUAGGCCCGCUUUUUCAGCUGAGUCUUAACAGACUUGCAUUUAGCAGAUUGCACAGACCACAUUUUUUACAUACAGUCCAUUUACACAGCUGGACAUUGUACUGAAGUAAGUCAGAUUACGUGUACUUGCUUAAGCGUACGACAGCAGUGCCCCAGCUGGGUUCCCCCAGUCUUUGAGUUUCAAACCCAUUUCCCUAGCCAUUAUACUACACUGUUUUAUUCUUGCUCUUCUGCACAAAGGGGUGCCUGAAGUAUUUGGCUCUGUCUUUUCAGACCCAUUUCGUCACAAUAGCGUAAUGGCAAUGCGAAGUGAUUUAGGUACAGUCUUCCAAGCUGAAGAGGUCACACAUUUUGCUUCCUCCAGUUCUGAGGACUAGAUGGGACAAGAUGCUGUUGUGUACACUACUUCGUGUUACUUGCAUAUUGUUCUGUUGUAUAGCUUUAUGUGUAAUACUGUGGUGUUUCCAGCAGACUAUGUGUUCUUAAUCCUUGCCGGAAAGCCAUGCCAGCUCCUUUAGUCUCUUUUACUUUGUACAUAAAUGCUGUGAAGCCAGUGGAGCUUGUGCCAAAAAGUCUAGUAAUAAUGCAAUCAUGGCAAUAACUGUCACUGAUAUUUGUUAAUCAGCAAUCUUUGCAGCAAGUGCUUACUCGCAACAAUGCGUUUGUUUUGUUGUUUUUGGUUUGCCCAUUUAUUUUUGUCACAUUCUGUCAAAUUAUCAAUGCUUAUUCGAAAGUGCAACUUGAGAUGUGCACCUCGAGUUUUUACGCGUCAGAAGCACAAAUGGCCUCAAAGCGCUGAAGAGCUGCUUCAGAGAUGUAAUGAGAGGCCAUGGAAACAGUUAAGGAGCAUGUUGCUAGGCCACUGUUUAAAGCACCAUACAUGAAUUCACGUGACUGGGCCUCAGAAAUGACAUUAUGGCUGUGCGUGAUCUUCUCCCAUGCAUUAAAAGCAGCAGCCUGAGUUGAAGGCUUAAUGAUACCGAUGUUACGCAAUAUUAGGACAUCUGCAUUGGAAUAAUUUAAGCACAAGUAGAUUGGAAGGAGAAUUGAAGUGUAAAUUGGGUAGGCAUCCUCCGUCUGUGGGUCUUAUGUGUAAUAUGACGUCUUUCUUUUGUGCGUUUGAAGGUGAGAUUUGUCUGCUUUGACAAUGCAACCCCCAGACUUCAGCAUGACAGGAAUUUCAGAGCGUGCUGGUAGGUCAUGUAAAAGCACAAUUGGUCUGAGCUGUCCCCCAUCUCAACUGACCAGGUUGUUAAAACUGGCAGAAUGAAUUAUCAUCCUGACCUUUCACCGUUGCCUCCUCUGGUACAAAUCACUGUGAGUAUCACCUGACUGAAAGGAUGUUGGUCAUAGGUCAUUGUUUGUGCAUCCAAUUGUAUAUAUCAAUAUUUCAAGUCAUGUGAUCAGUUGUGUUUGAUCUGAAGAAAAAAUGUAAAUUAAGAAACAUUAAAGGAAAAAAGACAAAAUUAUACCGGGACUUGGCCAGUAUUUUAUUGUAUUCCCUUUGUAACGUUCAUUGUACAAUUUAUCCUACUCUCUAAUGUAUCAUAAUAACUGUAAGGUGAAAGAAAAGAACUUGUAUUUUGAUAAGAGAUUGCUCAUUGCUUUUAUUGUUAUUGCUGUAUAGAGAAGAGCAAGAGGGAAAAAUGGGUGGAGGGCGUAAUAAAUCAAUUAGAGCUUCCACUUUA